Patiria miniata (bat star) is the source of this 969-nucleotide messenger RNA. Its product is annotated as ATP-binding cassette sub-family A member 3-like. Bases 478 to 969 code for a protein of 163 amino acids. NCBI's taxonomy places the organism in Eukaryota, Metazoa, Echinodermata, Asteroidea, Valvatida, Asterinidae. The transcript is spliced from 6 exons. The record is from RefSeq and is a predicted model, not a curated record.
GCCGGCUCGGUACAUGAUACAUGUCAUUGUGUGAUAUCGAUCGUUCGUGAUCGUUGUUGCUUAACUCCUAACAGUAACAGUAACUAAAAUUUAGUGUGAUCAAAAACGUCAUUGGACGAUGUUGCUGACAUGAACCAUCAGUAGCCGAUCACUGGAUGUUGACAUGUACAUGGGCAUGGAUUAUCAGUUUAAUCGGUUAUCGUUAUCUUUCUGAGUUGACAUUUGUCAUGAUUGUGUAAUAUUAACUUUCACCACCAUCAGUCACUCCGUUGUCUGGUUGUUAUAUUCAUGGUUAUCGUUGUGCAGUGUGCACAUAACGUGUAGGCUUAGGCGAGAUAUCUGCGUGCACUGCAUUCAGCGCAGGUCAGAAAUCGUCAGAAAACUGCACGACCAGCUCUGGUGUGCUGCACUGCACUGCAUAUCAUGAUCAUAGAAUUUCACAGCACAUUGUGAUUGUAUUGAAUACUGCUUUUCAACAUGGGACAGAAAGGACGGCAGUUUCGUCUGCUUCUCUGGAAGAACUUUAUUUUGCAGAUCCGACGUCCCAUUGGAACCACAUUCGAAUUGCUGCUGCCAUUUUUUGCCACAGCACUGCUUCUGCUCGCAAGAGUUCUCAUCAGAUCAGAAGACCUCUGUUUCACAACCUUUGAGCCAGGCUUCUCGGAGCAAGAGAGUCUGUCUGCGUCGGACAUUGAGCGGCUUCAGACAUGCGUCACCAAUGGCACAGGAUGCCCCCAGUUGGCUUAUUACCCAAACAACAACCUCACCUCUGCCCUAAUGCUUGGCGUAGCCCUGCAAGUGACAAUCCCUCUGUCUCCUAGUAACUUCUCGUCAGAGGAGGAGUUGGUGAAAACAGCAGCUGAAGACCUGGACAGUUACUAUGGAGUGAUAGUAUUUGACAUUGGCAAUGACACCACAACACACUCCCUAAGGAUGUCACCUAUAAGAUCCGUCUGCCUCAUGACAUAG